Molecule: messenger RNA, 2608 nt
Organism: Dermacentor andersoni
Lineage: Eukaryota; Metazoa; Arthropoda; Arachnida; Ixodida; Ixodidae
Source: RefSeq, a predicted model, not a curated record
UACGUAAACUUUGUGUAUGAUUACCGCGUAUGUACGCCUCGGUUCUGCGCCAUAAAUAAAUAAAUAAAUAAAUAAAUAAAUAAAUAAAUAAAUAAAUGACUUCCUACAUAAAGCCUGCACAUAUUACCUCGACUCUAAGACAUCUCUGAAGCACACCGACCUGUCAAUAGAUUGGCGAAUAAAAUUUAGGGAAUUCUUUGAUUAGCUUUAUUCUCUUUUGUUUUGCCGCUCAGGAUCUGCCACUGUGCUUUUAUCUAAUCCUCCAUAAUGAGCGUUCCCCACCAUAUAUGAUUGCUCCACAAAACGCGCAUGCCUUGUGUAAUACGUCCGCUCGCACAAACCUCUAAAGCACAGCGGAUCUGUUAAUGGAAUGUUUAGUUGUAUUUUCCGAAUUCUAUGAUUUACUUCCUUUGAUUAACCCAGUCGGUAUGUGCCCCAGUGUGUGUGUGUAUCCGUUCUUGGCCAAUGCUCUAGAAUGAGUAGGUCACACCGUGACACAGAAUGUACGGAAUCACUAAGCGUUGCUUGAUACGUGCACUUUUCUGCGCAUACGCCUGUCAUCGCCUAAUUGUGUGCAUCGUCGUUAGAUGUAGACCGUCUAACUAACGCGUCACUUAUGCUUGUCGACGCGUAGAAUCCAACACGUACGUUUGGAUAUGAUAAAGUUUUUUUUUUCUACGUCUAGUUGCACGCGUGCACCCGUUCGCUUUCUUUUCCCGUCGCAGAAGUUUUGUGUCGUUUUUUUUUUCUUUUUCGCGGUAACACGGUCGACACUGCGUGAGUUGCACCACGUUUUUGUAGCAUGCGAUGUAUUUGUCAGCCCGUAGAGAGGCGGGUAGUUGGUCUCACAGACAAUAGAGAAAGCUUGUUAAGAAUUUCUUAUACGUGCUUGUAUUCUGCCGUUCGCUACGGUAAGACAGGUCUACUGAGAAGCAUGUAAAUGACACACUACCGGCCACAGUAAUCUAUGGCGCCUAUGACAAUGACAGGAGUGUAAUUAAGGGAACAGCGUGUAACCGGAUGCGCGUAAAGUUUCGUGUGUGUUGAACGAGAGACGUGUGAAAUAGCAGUGGAAAUUAAUGUAAAGGAAUGCAAAUACGGUGGGACCGGUUAUAUAACAAAGCGCUUUGCCUAAAUCGAGACAGCGUGUAAAUUUGUGUUGCCUAAGAGCGAGGCGUCCUGUUUGAAUGGCUGGCACUUAUUACGUAGGGAUCACUUGCUUCGUGCGAUCGCAUCAGGAACUAGUAACUGCGAAUGCAGUCACAGCUUUCCUGCGGCCGAGUAAUUUAGAAUAGUCCUCAAUCGCACCAACAUUUCUCCUCGAGACUUCAACAGCUGCUGUCCCUCACAUUCAAACAGAAGCGAAUAUUCGACAAUUUCGUAUAUAAUUCAUUCUCGAAUGAAAUGCGAAUCGAAUAGGGAGAGAUAUUUGCUUGCACGCCCUGACAGUGCGUGUUCACCUUGCGCGGUCUUGAUUUCCGCAUUUCUCCCCGGCUCCGGUGCUGAGCAGGACUAUCUACCAAGUAGUGAUGGCGGCAGUGCUCGCCGAGUUUGGGGAUAUGUUCGCGCACAGCGCCACGCCGCUCGUCGAGGUGGUGUCCGGCCUGCGUCUCCUGCUGCCCGCGGAGUUCGUCGAGCCUUACACGCGGAUUCUGCCGUCGCACGGCGAGUCCCACAUCGCCAGCGCACUCGCGCUCAGGGAGUUUCGAGUGCGCGCAGAGGUGCUGGACAGCUCCCGAGAUUUGCUCGAGGCCUGGUUUCACCGGGACGAGCUCUUCGACAAGCACGUCCGUGUCACCUCGCGCUUCGUCGUCUUCUCUCCCACCAUCUACUCGGAGCUUCGGCUCGAGUGCGGCACCGAGGCCGUGUACCUCAACGCCCACCUGGUGGGCGUCCACCUGGUGGACAGUCUCGUCCAGCGGCUCUGCCUGAGGGGCGAGAGCGAAGGCCAAGCCCAAGUCGUGCCCGAGGCCUCGCUCGGCCGUCUAUGCGCCGAGGACCCGCGUCGUCUCAUGGAGGUCCUGUACCCGCAGCUGGCGCUUCGAGUCGUCAGCCGGGCCCUGAAGGCGGGAGACUCGUGGCACCGCAGUGCCUUCACCUGGGGCUCGUGGAAGUUGAGCGAGAGCCAGCUCUUCUACGAGCUCUUCUACGUGCGCGAGGUCUGCUCCCACGCGGGACGCCUGCCUCGCGCUUACCUGCAGCAGAGCGCCCAGCUCCUGAUGGCCUCAGAGGACUUUCGCAGGGCCUUCGGCUGUCCGUCCUUCGGGAGGAGCCGUGUCUCACUGGGACUCGCCUCGAGAUGACCUGUGCUGAGAUCAAACGUAUCCAUAUUGGAGAUAGUGCCUUAGCGGUGUUAUUUCGCUGUUGUGGAUUGUACGAGCGACAGCAUGGGAGCUGCGAAAUUUUUUUUUAAUGAACAAUGUUUGCCAAUAGUUACCAACACAUUCAACGUGAUGAAUUGUGGGAGCAUGUGCUUCCUGCUGCGAGACGCUUUUGUGAAUGAAUUUAAUGUUUAUUGCUACUAGUACUGACAACAUAUUCGACUUGUAAAGGAAGGAUGCGAGACUCGUCUAUGUAUAUAAAUGACCUGUAAGUGGGCGAUGUGCAA